Molecule: messenger RNA, 1479 nt
Organism: Herpailurus yagouaroundi (jaguarundi)
Lineage: Eukaryota; Metazoa; Chordata; Mammalia; Carnivora; Felidae
Product: E3 ubiquitin-protein ligase HERC2-like
Exons: 5
Coding region: 66-902 (278 amino acids)
Source: RefSeq, a predicted model, not a curated record
CAUACUAAGUAUUCAAGUGUUAUAUAUUAUUGUUACCAUUCACUUUAUCAUCUUUAUAACAAACUAUGAGCAAGAUAUUGAGAGGCUGGGUAUUUUCUUCUUGUUUUCUAGAUGUGAAUGAAUUGAAGGAAUGUCUUUCUGUGUUGGUUAAAGAGCAGCAAGCUCUGGCCAUCCAGUCAGCCACUACCACCCUUUCAGCCCUGAGACUCAAGCAGAGGCUGGUCAUCUUGGAACGAUAUUUCAUUGCCUUGAAUAGAACUGUUUUCCAAGAGAAUGUCAAAGUUAAGUGGAAAAGCAGCAGUAUUUCUUUGCCUCCUGUGGACAAAAAAAGUUCCCGACCCACAGGCAAAGGAGUGGAAGGACUUGCGAGAGUCGGAUCACGAGCAGCUCUCUCCUUUGCCUUUGCCUUUUUACGCAGGGCGUGGCGAUCAGGUGAAGAUGCGGAUCUAUGCAGCGAGCUAUUGCAGGAGUCCCUGGAUGCCCUGAGAGCCCUGCCUGAGGCCUCGCUCUUUGAUGAGAGCACAGUGUCCUCUGUGUGGCUGGAGGUGGUAGAGAGAGCAGCCAAGUUCCUUAGAUCCGUCGUGACAGGAGAUGUUCAUGGAACGCCUGGUACCAAAGGGCCAGGAAGCAUCCCCCUGCAGGACCAGCACCUGGCCCUGGCCAUUCUGUUAGAGCUGGCUGUGCAGAGAGGCACACUGAGCCAAAUGUUAUCUGCCAUCCUGUUGUUGCUUCAAUUGUGGGACAGUGGGACGCAGGAAACUGACAAUGAGCGGUCUGCCCAGGGUACCAGUGCUCCUCUUCUCCCUUUACUGCAAAGAUUCCAGAGUAUCAUCUGCAGUAAAGAUGCCCCUCAUACAGAAGGUGACGCUCACGUAAGUACCAUAAAAAACCGGUGCCUUUAAGUAGCUUUCUUAAUUCAGUUAUCCUAAAAGAGUUAGACUUUUAUAAAGAAAACCAGAGUGCAUGUCUGUGGCAGUAGGUGUCUCUAGGGGAAAGUGUGUAUUUGGUGAUGACAAUAGUGAGUCAGAUGUAGGACAGGUGUGGGAUAUCAUGGGGUGAGUUUCAUUCGAUGCGGUGGAAUAUCACUUGAGCAUAUGGCAUCUGUGUGUGUGUGUUCUGGAUUGUGUAUACUUAGUAGGGAGAAUGUAUUUCUUGACAUGUAUCAACUUGUACUUUUAGAGAGAUUCCUCUACUGCUUUUUGACCAUGUAGUUUUCUUUCUGCUGGAUUAGAGCCAUUUAGCCCUUUGUGUUUGUGGGUUUAUUAUUACCUGUGUGUUCCCAGUAACCAGUCAUGUUGUGCUUUGGCUGUGAUGGAGAGUGAGUUUAAGAUGCUGUGGAAGAUAUAAAGAAGGCAUGCUCACUUCCAUGAAAGAAUUAGUAGAGGCAUGAAAAUGGGUAAAAAUUCUGACAAUAUUUCAAGAACAAAGUGAGAGAGUCAAGCAGGUCCUUAUGGGCACUUGCAGUAAUAACAUGGGGAG